GGGAGGACGCAAAGGGGGCCGGCGACAUUUCUAUAUGCAAAAAGUUUAUGGCGCCAAGGGCAACGUCGUUUCGAAUUCGAAAGGGUCGUUGUUGGACCUCGAAUUGUGUAAGGGGUUCGGAGCGGGUGCUGUGAACACCCCGUUCUACAGAGAACUCGUUCUUGGGGCCGGUUUUGUUUUGGCGCGUGAAUUUUUGGACAUGUUGGAAGACAAAAACAUCGCUCUAGUUGUCCCCUGCGAGGUUGACCCAUCAUUGGAGUUGUCGUUGCCGUUGAAGCUGUGCAGCGGUUGCGAGUCAAGCGGGGCAGCGGCGGAGGGCGGUGAUCUGGGUUCUGGUCCCACCACUCAGCUGCACUGUGGCGAGAGCCGAGCGAGGUCGCUGCUCGGCAGCGAGGUGGCCAGGAAAUACAAUUUCGAGCGGUGGCCUGCACGAAUGGUCUACUUUUCGGACGACAACUUCGAAGUGUACUUCCUUGUCAGUUCCCAGGACAACAAGAGGGACCUGAAGGCGCCCCCACGACAGCUGAAGCUGUCAAUGAGGGACAUAAGGUGGCAGUGGAAGCGCGCCGGUUGCCCGCGUGCUGUUAUGGGGAACCCCAGCGGAAAACAGGAUCAGGUCCGGAAGUGGCGUGAAUUUUGUAAUGUCGCACUCAACAUGACACCGCACAACAACUUGUGGAUUCUCGCAGAUCAGCAGGGCGAGGAGGCCAUUAGGAAACAAGGCGCUGCCCUGCGUUCCUAUUUCCCGCUGGCGAUGGCAGGGGAGAACGUCUGGAAACAGGCCGUCGAGUUUUUUCGAGAAAUGGGAGAGGCAGAUUGCUUGGACACGAUGGCGCAAAGUUUCGUUCAGCUUCUCGAAUCCGUCACCAAGAAGGGGGAGGGUGUCGUCUUCCUCGAGAAGCGACACGCGCGGUCAAUCUGGGAAGUAUUGAAGGCAGGACGGCACGUCAUCGCAAUGGAAGGGAACUCCGAGCUCUUGCAAUUUACAAUUGAUCUCGUCAAAAGCGAGGUCAAUUCGGGUGCCCACAAUUGCGAGUUCAUGGUCGUCACCGAGACUCAGGCUCGCGCGUGGAACAACAAGACGGACAUGUGGUUCAAGUUGAGUGAGAGGAAGCGGAACAAGAUAUACGACCUCUUCUUCCUGCAAACGCGGCCGAAGAGAGACACUGACACCGAGUACGUGCGCCGCAAGGACCACAUGUUCACGUUGCUCAACAACUACCACGGCGCCUCCCACAUGAAGGCGAAGACCUUCCUCGAGAGGUUGCAGUCCCUUUACUUCGUGGAGUCAGAGGAGGAGCUGACGUUCGACAGUUACUCCUCCUUGAUCUUCACGGAAGACGAGGAGACCACCAGCAUUGAGUUCGACGCGACCGCGGACGAGGAGGGCAUCGACUCCGAAAGCCUCGACCUGCAGUAAAACCAACAUUCCGUGCAGCACUCUACAG
Molecule: messenger RNA, 1448 nt
Organism: Chara braunii
Lineage: Eukaryota; Viridiplantae; Streptophyta; Charophyceae; Charales; Characeae
Source: the annotation of a GenBank genome assembly